This is a messenger RNA of Chroicocephalus ridibundus (black-headed gull), 2667 nucleotides long. It is a transcript of the gene SHARPIN, whose product is annotated as SHANK associated RH domain interactor. Gene Ontology annotation, cellular component: ubiquitin ligase complex. NCBI's taxonomy places the organism in Eukaryota, Metazoa, Chordata, Aves, Charadriiformes, Laridae. Gene Ontology annotation, biological process: positive regulation of canonical NF-kappaB signal transduction; proteasome-mediated ubiquitin-dependent protein catabolic process; protein linear polyubiquitination. Gene Ontology annotation, molecular function: ubiquitin binding; ubiquitin-protein transferase activity. The record is from RefSeq and is a predicted model, not a curated record.
GCUGCCGGGGACAAAGACGGGGGGAGCGGCUGUCAAUCACCCCGGCGCGGCUUUUGCGGUCCGGCGGGAAACGCUCCCCCGCAUCCGAGCGUUCCGCUAAGGGGUCCGGCGGGAAACGCGCUCCCCCGCGUCCGACCGUUCCGGUACCUGAACGCUCGGACGCGGGGGGGCGCGUUUCCCGCCGGACCCCGUCGCCGGGCGGAAGUACCGGCGGAAGCGGAGGAAGGAGGAGGAGGCGGCGGCGGCGGCGAUGGCUCUGCCCGGUGCCCCCGCCCCGGCCCCGGCCGCGGCUCCGGCGCCGCCGCCGCCGCCCACCGUGCUGAUGGCGGUACGGGCGGGGCUGGCGGGGCCCUGCCUCCUCCCACCGUUACCGGCCGCCGCCGCCCUCCGCCUGCAGCUCAGCGUCCAAGCGGCGGACGGCGGGCAGAGGCGAUUCCGCCUCGGCCUGCGGCACACGGAGGCGGACGGCGGCACGACCGUCGCCGAGUACGACCUGAAGGACGUCGCCUACAAAGUGAGGAGCCCCGCGUGCCACGAGCUGACGGUCCUCGGCUCCCCGGCCGAGCCCAUGGUCUUCACCUUCGAGGAGGAGCGGGAGGCGCAGAAGUGGUGGACGAUCGUCAGCAGCUCCCUGCGGGAGGCGCAGAAAGCCCUGGACACCACGCUGGCGUCCCAGGCCUCAUCCCUGCCCGCGGCUGCCGGGGGCGUCUCUGCCGAUCAGGAUCCGGAGGAAGCUCUGGUCUUGGAGCUUGCCGAGAAAGAGGACCUGGCCCUCCAGCUCGCCCAGGCCAUCGAGUACGGGGACGAGGAGGCGGCCGCCCGGUGCGCCGUGGCCCUGGCUCGCCAACAAGCCACCCUCAGCAUCCUCUUCAAGGAGUCCAACUACCCCUCGGAGGAGAUCAGCAUGAAGGUGGUGGUGGAGGACGCGACGUCUUCUGCCAGCAUCACCAUCAGGGUCCGCGCUCACACUACGAUAGCCACGCUCAAGCAGCAGGUCUUCCAGGAUUACGGCUUCCACCCCUUGGUUCAGCGCUGGAUCAUCGGGCAGUGCCUGUGCGUGGACGAACGGACCGUGUCCUCCUACGGCAUCCGCGGGGACGGCGACACCGCCUUCCUCUACCUCCUCUCGGCGAAGAUGGCCGACCUCACCGAGCAGCGCUACGAGGAGGACCAGGCCCAGGUCAUGCUCAGAUCCACCUCCUCGCCCGCCCGCGCCGCCGCCGACGGCCGCAAAUACAACACCCUGCCCAACAUGUCUCCAAAAAAAGGCUGGGGGGAUGAGACGGGCAGGAAGAUGGACGUCGCCGAGAUCAGCCAGCACUUGGACGCGCUGCAGCUCGGCGACCUCUUCGGUGCCCAACCAAAGCCCGCUGCCGCCAGCCUGCCCUCCCCGGUGCCGACGGGUUGGUCGUGCCCGAAAUGCACCUUCAUCAACAAGCCCACGCGGCCGGGCUGCGAGAUGUGCAGCACGGACCGUCCCGAGGACUACGUGGUCCCCGGCGGCUACAAACCGGACGAGACGGAGCUGUGGAGGAUGCAGCAGGAGCAGGAGGGCAUCCUGCAGUACCAGCAGGCGCUGGAGGCCGAGCGGCUGAAGAACUUCCAGCAGCUGCUGGAGCUGGAGGAGGAGGUGCUGGUGCCCAACCGGGAGGCGCUGGAGUGUCGCAUCUGCUACCAGCGGGCCCCGGGCGAGGGGGUGCUGCUGCGCGAGUGUCUGCACAACUUCUGCAGGGACUGCCUGCGCCAGGUCAUCAACUACAGCGAGGAGCCGGCGGUGGCCUGUCCCUUCCGCGACGACUCCUACGCCUGCGGCAGCCACCUGCAGGAGCGGGAGAUCCGGGCGCUGGUGUCUCCGGAGGAAUACCGGCGGUUCCUGGAGCGGAGCCUGGUGCUGGCCGAGCGGCGCAGCCGCGACAGCUUCCACUGCAAGACCCCCGACUGCCGGGGCUGGUGCAUCUACGAGGACUCCGUCAACGAGUUCCGCUGCCCCAUCUGCCGGGCCCUCAACUGCCUCCUCUGCAAGGCCAUCCACGAGGGCAGGAAUUGCCGCCAGUACCAGGACGAGCUGCGGCUGCAGGCGCAGAACGACGCGGCGGCGCGGCAGACCACCGACAUGCUGCAGACGCUGGUGCAGCUGGGGGAGGCCAUGCACUGCCCCACGUGCCGCAUCGUGGUGCAGAAGAAGGACGGCUGCGACUGGAUCCGCUGCACCGUCUGCCAGACCGAGAUCUGCUGGGUGACCAAGGGGCCGCGCUGGGGACCCCGGGGUCCCGGGGACACCAGUGGCGGGUGUCGCUGCAACGUCAACGGACAGAGGUGCCACCCCCGGUGCCAGAAUUGCCACUGAGACCCCCCCCCCCCUCACCACCCCCACCACCACACCCCCCCCCAACACCGGGGGACAGGGACGCAGCGGGGACAGCGGGCCGCUCACCCCACGCCGGGGGUCGGAGACGGCACCGGGGGGACGCUUGCGGUGGCCGGAGAGACGACCCCCCCCCACCACCACCACCAACAGCCAGGACAGGACGGACACUGCGGGGGGGGGCACACGGGGGCCAGCCCCCCCCCCCCCCCAGGCAGUGCCAGGACGGGUUGGGGGGGUCCCUGGGAGCCUGUGCCGGCAGCGGAGCCCCCCCCCGGCAGGGAGCGGCGCGGGGGUGUCCC